Molecule: messenger RNA, 1083 nt
Organism: Radiomyces spectabilis
Lineage: Eukaryota; Fungi; Mucoromycota; Mucoromycetes; Mucorales; Radiomycetaceae
Exons: 2
Coding region: 258-962 (234 amino acids)
Source: RefSeq, a predicted model, not a curated record
CCACAGUUGAACGAUCUUGCAGGAGAUGGUCAUCAUGAAAUGGUCAUGACAAAACGGUCAUUACGAAAUAAUCAUUACGAAACAGUCAUUACGAAACGGCAUUCGUGGGAAUGUAGCUUGAAUUGGUCGUAAUUACAUGCAUAUGAUCUUCUUCUUCAACAACUGAUGAAUAAAUAAUGAAAGGAUGGACUGUGACUGACAAGGUCUGGACUUGUACGACUAAAAAGAUAUAAAAAACCGAGGGAGGUAUUGUACUUAUGACGUGUUCAUCAACACCUUUUAUCAUGCAGUGUCCCCAGUGCAAUGCCGAGUUCUCCAGUGAGAGCAGCUUACGGGGCCAUAUGAGGCGUAAGCACAGGACCAAUCGAAUUUCCUUGCCUUUGUUGACCGUUCCACCUUUGCAAUCAUCACCCUCAUCUUCAAUUAUACCCACGAAUGAAUCGUCCAAUGAACCAUCGUUUUCUGUUUCGGUGGAGAACGAGUCGUCUUCACCAUUGUCAUCGGAAAGGCCACGGUCAAUGUCACCAACGGUCGAUGUCCAGUCGACCACCCCGCCAUCGCCAGUAUCUCGGGCGUCUUUGUCGCCUACCCCUCCGUCGCCAGCACCAAGGGCGUCUUUGUCGCCUACCCCUCCGUCGCCAGCACCAAGGGCGUCUUUGUCACCCAGCCCCCCACCGGCAGAGUUCAGCAUUCGUCCUCCACGUUGCUUGACCUGUGAAAUGAAUUUUCGGAGGCCUUCAGGAAUGUAUCAGCAUAUGAGAUACAUUCACCAUUUACCUGUGAGGCCAACGAUCGGGAGACCGUUUUUGGGAGGUCCGGCUGUCACGGCGCGACGUUAUGUGCAAAGAAGGAAUGAGCGUUUUGCACGUCAUGUUCAACAACAGGAGGAAAGAAGGCAACGACGCGAGGCACAACGUCGACAGCAUCUUGAGGAGGAACAACAAGAUGAACAGAGAGAAUAAACCUUUUUGUCAUUUUUUUUGUUUUUAUUUGUUACCGGCAAAAGAAUUCUGAAAAAAGAAGAAGAGGGGGGAGGGGGACAUUGUACUGCAUAUGCAAAAAAAAUAAAAAAAAAUAAAUAAA